Molecule: messenger RNA, 2193 nt
Organism: Myxocyprinus asiaticus (Chinese sucker)
Lineage: Eukaryota; Metazoa; Chordata; Actinopteri; Cypriniformes; Catostomidae
Product: reticulocalbin-1-like
Exons: 8
Coding region: 391-1347 (318 amino acids)
Cellular component (GO): endoplasmic reticulum
Molecular function (GO): calcium ion binding
Source: RefSeq, a predicted model, not a curated record
AUGUUAGAUUAAGUUUAAUUUGACAUGCAGACAUGACUUAGUAUAAUAAAUGUAUCAGUCCAUGCAUAUUCUACGUAACAUUUCUGUCAAAGAUUAAUAUUGUCAAAACGUUUUCCAAGUUUGCCAAGAGGCGCCUGGCUGGUCGUUGCGCGUUCGCGUGUCAACGUGGCGUUUCAUAGCCAGUAGAUUUGAGAAUUUUGCCCGGUUCCGCCCAGCUUCGUUGUGUGAUUGGCUGCUUUCCAUGUCAGUAUAACAUUUUUGAGCGCAUGUAACGCUGAUCCCUCCGCCCACUUUUGCGUGCACUUUAAAGAAGAACAGUGCCAACGCGUACUGCUCAAUUUAGGAUAAACGGGUGUAUUCAAACAGAAAUCACUGCGGGCUUGAGAAAACAUGCAGCUGCUCUUUUUGGGGAUGCUUGCCCUGCUUGUCAGGGUCACAUUUGCUGUGCCCGCACAGGAGAAGCGUGUGCAUCGGCAGCCUGACCUCAGUGACCAUGUUCACGAUGAUGCCCAUGGUUACCAGUAUGACCACGAGGCCUUCCUGGGCAAAGAGGAAGCCAAGACCUUUGACCAGCUAAGCCCAGAGGAGAGCAAAGAGAGACUUGGAAAGAUUGUUGAUCGGAUAGACACAGAUAAGGAUGGCUUCAUCAGCCACGCAGAGCUACAGAACUGGAUUAAACACAGGCAGAGGAAGUACAUCGAGGAAAAUGUGGACAAGCACUGGAAAGAAUACGACCAGAACAAGGAUGGGAAGAUUGCAUGGACCGAGUACAAGAACACUACCUAUGGUUAUUACAUAGCUGAAGAGUUUGAUGAUGUUGAUGUUGAUGAUAAAGUGAGUUACAAAGCCAUGCUCACUAGAGAUGAGAGGCGGUUUAAGUCAGCAGACCGGGACGGGGAUGGUAUUGCUACAAGGGAAGAGUUUACAGCCUUCCUCCAUCCAGAGGAGUUCGACCAUAUGAAAGGCAUUGUCAUACAGGAAACAAUUGAGGACAUUGACAAGGAUGGUGAUGGUCAAAUUAAUCUGCAGGAAUACAUUGGGGACAUGUUCACCCCUGAAGAUGGAGAGAGUGAACCAGACUGGGUCACAACGGAAAAGAAACACUUUUCAGAGAUCAGAGACAUUAACAAGGACGGUUUCAUUGAUGCCAGUGAAGUAGCUCAGUGGAUUCUCCCAGGAGAGGUUGACCAAGCUGAUAAUGAGGCCAGGCAUCUCAUUCAUGAAACUGAUCAAGAUAACGACGACAAAAUCACCAAGAAGGAGAUUCUGGCAAACUGGAACAUGUUUGUUGGGAGCCAGGUGACAAAUUACGGAGAGGAUCUCACCAAAAGACAUGAUGAGCUUUAAUGCAAUCAUAUACUGUAUGGGUUUAUGGGACGAAAAGGCAGGGAAUACAUUUUUGGUGUUUGUGAGAUAUUGAGGAGGACAUUUAAUAAGAAAAUUACAGUAAAUUCUCCUUAACCUGUUGGGUAGGUUUACAUUUCCAAAGUCAAAGGUCAGGGGUAAGGCUUUACGGUUACAGGAUUUGGGUUUCUGGGUGCAUGAAGGUAAGAAUCUUACCGAGACAUAUAAUUUAAUUUAUUGUCAGACAUUUCAUCCAUUGCAGUUUCCAGGGGAAACAAACAAAAUACGUAAGAAUCAAGAACACUCAGAUUCCGUGUGAAUAGACACUCCACCUCACUCAAGUUGCAUGAGGCAAUAGACAUAGUCUUCACUUGUUAGAGCUCAGAGAUGCUCAGGAAUACCGCACUGACUACAGGGCCAGUUGCAGAUAGAGUUACUGUAACAGGCCUGUUUUGACUGUUACAAACAACUUGAUAUUACACCAGUGGUCUGUGAUUUCUCAUUUAAUGUACCACGCUUAUGAUUAUAAGCAUAGAUGGGGACAAAGGAGAAAUUAAGCCAGGGUAAGCUGGGAGAAAAAAGGAGACAGAAGUGAUUGACACUGUAUUGGUGGAACAUUUUUCUCUCUGUGAAUUCUAAAUAAAGCCAUGUUGGUUUUUUUAAUUAAUUUUGGAGUGGGAUUUCAUUUCAAUGACUAAUGCAUCUCUUUUUUUAAGAUAAGUUAGAAUUACAAACUUUUCAAAUCACAUUUUAAGCAAAAUGCCUACUUAAAACCUAUUCUCAACCAUCACUAUCUCAUUGAAAACUAAAUCAACCAUUGCUCUCUGCAUUUCCUAAACUGUGUCUGUG